AUGUUCCUCAACUUGCUGACCUUUGGACUGUGGGGAAAGCUCGGAAAGCUUACCCACUACGCAUUCGAUGCGGUUCUCAUCUCCGCCUUUCUGGCCGGCAUGAAACGAUCGACCGGCUUAACAUUUGCUAGGGCCAGUUUCAAGACCGACAAAGCCUCUGGCGAGAACAAGGACAUGAACAAAUGGAUCGACAAGUACCUCGGCGUUGGCGAAUGGGUCAUGGACCAGUCUGUUGCGCUGGCCGGCUCAAGCAGCUGGUUUGAGCGGACACGAUGA
Messenger RNA from Grosmannia clavigera kw1407, 276 nucleotides. RefSeq names its product duf1748 domain containing protein. Lineage: Eukaryota; Fungi; Ascomycota; Sordariomycetes; Ophiostomatales; Ophiostomataceae. The transcript has 4 exons. Bases 1 to 276 code for a protein of 91 amino acids. The record is from RefSeq and is a predicted model, not a curated record. Gene Ontology annotation, cellular component: cytoplasm.